Messenger RNA from Dichomitus squalens LYAD-421 SS1, 1599 nucleotides. RefSeq lists its product as uncharacterized. NCBI's taxonomy places the organism in Eukaryota, Fungi, Basidiomycota, Agaricomycetes, Polyporales, Polyporaceae. The record is from RefSeq and is a predicted model, not a curated record. The coding region runs from base 1 to 1599 and encodes 532 amino acids. The transcript has a single exon.
AUGGGCAUCUUUGCGCUUGUUCGACCAGAACUUGGCGAAGAACCGACAUGCCCUUCCAUUCUACUCGUCUGCCGGUAUUGGCGGGAGCUGGUCCUACAAAUCCCUCAGUUUUGGGCUAAUCUAAUCGCUCGCCGUACGAACCUACACGAGGCGACACACUCGAGGCGUGCAGCUAUCCGCUCUGCGCUCGCACACACCAGGGAGCUGGCGCUCACGGUCUUCUGGGUUGGUCUCGAAGGGCGCGCGAUGAAAUUCUUCUCUCUCUAUCUUCACAACGUCGUCUCUAUCACGGUCUACGUCGAUUUCUCCGAUGUCACUCUUCUCAAUCAGCUGCUCACCGACGAAAGGCUGUCAAGGCUUGCAGGCCUUUCUAUAAAUCUCAUUCCCAACUCAACUUGGUCCAUAGAUAGGCAAGAGCCACCCACAGGAUGGAUUCCAGCUCUGCGAAGCGUCACACUCUCCCGUCUCAACACACUCAAAAUCCCCCGGAUUCACCUCAACGUGGAGGCAGAGUCGCCGUCCCUCCGGCACCUUUGCCUGACGACAUGCGCAUGCCAUUUCCGAAUCCAAGACUCCACUCGUCUCCUCGAUGCGCUCGCACAAUUCCCCAAUCUCGCAACCCUCAGUUUACUCCACGCCCUACCUUCAUGCGCUCACGCUAGUUUGUCGGAUCCUCCCAGGCAGGUCGUGAAGCUACCUCGACUCGAUAUGCUGACCAUAAAAGACGGCCCAUGGGAUGCAUAUGGUCUGCUCCGAUGUCUCGAAUAUCCUUCACAGGCGUCUCUCUGCUCAUCGUUCGAGACAUCGGACGGCGGCUGUUGCAAGGGAACCUUUCCCUUUAUCCAUCGUCCCUUCGUACCCGUACAUGAGAUGGACACAAAUUACGACGUGAUCAUCGAUGAUACCACAACGCUUCUCCGCGUGCAAGCAUCCACUCAUGGCCAGGCUCGGGUACGCGUCGAUGUCCCCCAGCUCUCCGACUCCGGAUGGAAGCGGUGCACAGACGUACUACCGCUGUUCGCGUUUGAAACCGUCACUACUCUGACACUCCAAGGGGACGACAUAUAUGGGCAUGUAGAACACUUGGAUGCCAUCCUGAAAACGUUUCCUCAGCUCCUGCAUCUCUCGGACCAAUCACUGGACGGCCGUUGUGGCCUAUUGCAUUUUCUUAGCAGGCGGAUAGAUCGGCACAAACGGGCCGUGCCCGUGCGGUGCCCCCGACUGGAGAGCCUUUCUUUCGUGAUCGAACCCUAUGCUCCCUGGAACUACAGAACCGACGCGGUAACGGGCUCCUGGGGCGACCCUCAGCAAUAUCCGUGGUCGAUUCUUCCGGGUGACGACCCGUCCAUAGGAGAGGACAGACAUGCGAAUCCGUCCAAUCGUUACCGUGCCGUAGCAAUCAAGUUGCUCGGCCGGAUGAUGGCGUGGGUCUGCGAGGAGCGAGCGCCUGAUUGUGCGCCAUUGAAGACCAUUGGCGUCCAUUCAGACUUCCUAGACCAGGAUGGGUCAUUACUGGUGCGUCUGCGGAAGAAAUUCGAAGGGCUGGAAUGCACCGUCAGCGUCUAUCCUGCUAAGGACUUCCGAUGGAGUAGAAACUAA